UGGAGCUGAGCUAAAUAGGGAGCGCGUCCCUCUAGACGUUAUUAGGCUACAUGGAGGCGCACUUCCGUCCCGCAUAAUUCGGUUUAGGGGAGCAGGAGCAGGGAAGGGGACUGAAGCGUCACCUCAGACAAAGCAAUAUAUUUGAUUUACUGUAGAGUUUAAUUUAUACCUGGACGCUGGGUCGGAAGAUGGUAGCAAAACAAAGAAUCCGCAUGGCAAACGAGAAGCACAGCAAAAACAUCACUCAGAGGGGGAACGUGGCGAAGACCCUGCGACCGCAGGAGGAGAAAUAUCCAGUGGGGCCAUGGCUUUUGGCACUCUUUGUAUUUGUUGUUUGUGGAUCAGCCAUCUUUCAGAUAAUCCAAAGUAUCCGAAUGGGAAUGUGAGUCCCAGUGUUCCUCACACACUCUGUCCUUCAUCUGAAUGAGAUUUUUUUGGGUGACUGGAUACAGUCUGAAGGAAGAGCGAUCGGGGAAAUCCUGUUUGUGGGUCAGAGGCUUGUAUGCUCAGCUGGAUCUAGUGUACAACUCUACAUGACAUUGUCACAUGUUUACAGUGUCCCUGGUGGAAGGGAGCACAUGCUUUUCUACAAAACCACAGUUGCUGUCGACACAUCUUAUCAUUUUGGUCAUAUUUAUUUGUGAUUGCUGAUUGCCAUGAUCUAUUUCUCUAUUUAACCGUUUGCGUGAGACUUUUUCAAAUAAACGUCAAACACAUUUGGAUAAUGCCUCAUGUCAGUUUUGCUCUUUCAAAACAAGUUCACGUUUGUGAACCAUCAUGAAUGUUUCAGUAAAUUUAAAAAUGUACAUUCGUCAUGUGAAAUCAGCAGACAGUCCCACUGGAGCAGAUAACAAUCAGAGAUCUUUCUGAAAUGUAUGGGUCAUCUGGAUGUUAAACUGCAACCAGUCUUGAUCCUGGUUCAUUGAACAGAAGUGUGUUCUAGCUUUGCAGUCUAUAAGAAAACAUGGAUGGAGUGAAGCAAGCAAAAAUAUUUUAAAUUCAAUCAAUGUUUAAAUUUUUCCAGAAUCAUAAAGAGAGACUUGUUUAGAUGCCGUUCCAUAUAUAUGCUUUAUGCAUUGUAGAGUUUAAAUUAAAUUACGAACACUACUAUCUUAGUGCACCAUUGAUGUUGAAAAGACAAAAAAAUAUACAAAUCCAACUGACAUCAGAAACUUGACACAACGUUGAUUUGAUGUAAACUGAACGUCAAACAUAAUGGCAUACAUAUACAAUAAACCAAUGUCAGUGUGGGAUAAACUUCUUUCUUUCACCCCUGGAAGAAACUCCCAUCCAAACUGAACUUAAAAUGGCAGCUUGAUCGAGUCUUGACUAAUAUUUGACAUCAGAUUGAUACCAAGGUGCAUGCUUGUAUGGAGACCAACAAAACUUUUGAUUUUGAUGAACUUUUCAUAAUAAUGCUAUGUCAAAACUGGCAUUUUAUGAUCUUAUUGUGAAUGAUUCCUCCAUAAAAUACAUGCAUUUUAUUUUUAAUAUAUAUCUUCAUAUAUCACUUUAAUUAAUAUAUAUAAAUAUAGACCUUUUAAUUUUUAAUUAAAAUACAACUUGAUCUUUUUUUUUAUGAUUACACUCAGAUGUAUGCCACAAUACAAAAAAGAUCUGUCAAUUCGUCGGUUUUAAUCGUGUCUUUAAAUAGAUUUUUCAGGUUGCUACAGAAACAUCUAAACUAGAAAAACACAGCCAUCACAACACGAGGAUAUGGCAUAAAUACUUACCAGUCUGUAGAAUCGCACCAUAAACCUUACCCACGACAAUCAUAUCUACAGUUCAUCCGAUGAAAACAUCUGGCGCGUCACACAAGCGGAAGCAUCAAGGGUUUUUCCCAACGGUGUUCACAAACAUGACUUUAUUGAGAGUUGUGAAGUGCAACUGGCAAGUGUGCAAUUACAGCAUUUUACAACUUAUCUCCUGGUUUUGAGAACAUGCACAGAACAUAAGCAUACGAGUUGUACACAAUGCAAAUCCAUGUCAGCUAUAUGAUAGUCGAGUGACUGUAAGUUCAAAGAUUGAUCCAGAAUACUUCACGGUCCAAACUGAAAACAGAAAAUCACAUGGGUGUAAUACUUCAAAAUCAUCUCGAGGGAACAAAGUAGUAGUGUACAGUAGGAGUUAGAGGAGUAGUUUCCAUCUGUCAGAUAAAUAUCGCUUAACAGCAUUAAAAAAAGAAGGAUGAUGUCUCCUGGGUAAGCCAACUACCUUAAAUCUGUACAACCUAUAUAGUGUCUCUUUAACCGCUUCACAUGAUAUCACUAUUUUACAAAAUACUUACACUAAUCAUACAAUAAUAUACAGCCUGUCCACCUCGCAAUUCAGCUCAUCCGCCAUUCUCACCGCACGGAGAACGAAUGAGGAUUUGAAGCAUCAUCCCUCCUGGUUUUCUUCAUUC
Cyprinus carpio (common carp) is the source of this 2404-nucleotide messenger RNA. Its product is annotated as stress-associated endoplasmic reticulum protein 2. Gene Ontology annotation, biological process: endoplasmic reticulum unfolded protein response. Gene Ontology annotation, cellular component: endoplasmic reticulum. The record is from RefSeq and is a predicted model, not a curated record. NCBI's taxonomy places the organism in Eukaryota, Metazoa, Chordata, Actinopteri, Cypriniformes, Cyprinidae.